CAACUGAGGUUUGCUAUUACAGAGAUUAGCAAUAAGGAUUUGGUCUCUGUUCAACGACUAUGGCCUCCUUCCAAUCAAGUGAGCCAUGAUCAUGACAAUCUGCGAACCGCUAGAGCUCGAACGCCGGUAGAUGCGAAGGCCGGUGCAGCAUCAGAAAGGCAUCCUGGCAAAGCGACAUCUCCAUAUGUUGUGCGAACAGCCAUCAAAGAUUCGAUGUCACCAACACCUGGAGUGAUAACCGCCAUGGAAGAGACGAUGUCGCCGACACCAGGAGUCGUCACUGCUGUAGAAGAGACAAUGACCCCCACCAGAGGAGUUGAUACGGCCAAACAAGUUUCUACAACACCAAGAAAGGAAGCAGAGUUUUCGAGAACACCACAAACAGCCAGUACCCGUACAGCUCUUCCGAAUUUCUCACCCUCGGUAGAUGUCACAACAGCUCAUAGCAUCGAGAGUAGAGGCAGCACCCGUACAGCCCUUCCAAAUUUCACACCUUCAAAAGAUGUCACAACAGCUUACAGCAUCGACAGUAGAGGUAGUACCCGUACAGCU
Molecule: messenger RNA, 552 nt
Organism: Ostertagia ostertagi
Lineage: Eukaryota; Metazoa; Nematoda; Chromadorea; Rhabditida; Trichostrongylidae
Source: the annotation of a GenBank genome assembly